GUUUAGCUCCGCCUCUGCUGUUUGUUAUCGCGGAAACUGAAACCAACAACAUCACCCAAAAGAAAAUGGGUGCAUCGUUGGACACUCCGGCGAGGUGUCCUGUGUGCGACGAGCAGACAAGGAACCCCGUCACCCUUAAAUGUAACCACCAUUUCUGCCAGCGAUGUAUUGGAGACUUAUGGAGCGCUACCCCGGGCGGACCGUACCAAUGUCCGACGUGUAAAACGGUGUACCAGACGCUGCCGUUUGACAGCAGUUUCAUACGGCAGCCCAACAGCAACCGACGUGCUCAGUCUCGCAGCACUGCAGGCACAUCCAGUAAUAAGGAUCAAAGCAUGUUUGAUUCAGUAUUGAGGAGGCCUUCGCUCACCAGCCGACUUCUCGGGAAAAGGAAGGCCAGCACCCCUCUAGCAGAGCAACCUCACACAAAACGAACAACUGCGGAAGCUCCUUGUAUGCAGCACAGUGACACCGAAACCCCCACCACUUCCUUCUCACCCAGGCAGUCGACUAGUGUGGUGACGUCCAAGAAAGCAAUGCACCCAGAAUCUUCACAGUCAGAGCGUGGUGAUGGAGCAUCCUCCAGUAUCAACUCAGACAGCAAGGCAGAACAUGCAAGUGAUGUGCCAAAUGACAUCACAAUCCAGCAGAGCCAAGGCAAUUCAAAGGAAGUUGUCUUGCUAGACGACUCUGACAGCUCUAAUGAAGUAGACAUAUGUGAUGCGCCUCUGUUUGCAACCCCCAAGAAAGACACCCAAGUGACAGGAAUUUCUGCAUCGCCAAAGAAACCUACCUCACCUGCCAAUUCUGAUUCCUCUCCCUCUCCUGGAGUCUCAGCUCCAGGUAAAGAGUCUCCUGCGUGGCAUGUCAGCAAGUCUCCUGCCGCUGCUUCAGGAUCUCCAAGUCGCAUUGGCAUCUACCCCAGGUUGGAGAGCAAAAAUGCCAGCCCCGUGCCCUGCCACUACUGCCCUGAAAGUGGGUAUCAGUGCGCUGUGAAGACCUGUUUGGUGUGUGGAGCUUCCAUGUGUAAAGAGCACCUGCGUCCCCACCUGGAUUCCCCCGUCUUCCAGAAUCACACCCUGGUUCCACCCGUGGAGGACAUUUCUGCAUGGAGGUGCCAGGACCACCAGGAGAUAAACCGUAUCUUUUGCCGGCAGUGUGGAGUGUGUGUGUGCACGGUGUGUACUGUCAUAGGUUCGCACCGCGGCCACGUCUGCGUCGGCGUCAGGGAGGCAGAGAAAGAGCUCAGAGGGAAACUCAAAGAAGAGAUCAAGCUGCUGCAGGGGACUGAAGAGCAAGUGAAGAACAAAGUGACUGAACUCACACAGAAGAAAGAGGCCUUCAGAGUGGUUUUGAGUGAGGCGCGAGCAGGGGUGCAGCAGCAGUACGGAGCCAUCAGAGAGGCCCUGGAGCAGGAGGAGCAAUCAACUCUUCAGUGCGUAACGAAGGAGGAGACAAGGGUUCUGGGGGGGCUAGAGGAGAAACUCGGCCACCUCCAGAACUCCCUGCAGGCCAUCCAGCAGGGCCUCCACAUCCUGGAGGGGCUGGCUGAUUCCAAGGGUGACCAACGUAUUCAGGACCAGGCAUUCAUUAUGGAAUACAGCAGGACCAGCCAACUGGCCAGUAACAUAGGGAACUGUGUGGACCAGUUCGAAGCUCCAGAGGAAGUGGAUCAGGCCCGGCUGAAAUUUCUGCAGAGGUGGACAGAGAAACGGCUGGACGCUGUCGUCAACGCUGUGCCAGGCAAAGACAGAGACCUCUACAGGCUGCUCUAUGGCAGCAUCCCCUUCUUGGAUGCAGAUACAGCCCAUCCCAAGCUGCAGCUGUCUGAGAACAACAGGAGGGUGACCUACAGUGAAGCCCAGCAGGCCUACGCAGAGCACGAGGCUCGCUUCAGCUCUUUCCCACAGGUCCUGGCAUCCCGUGCCUUGGAGGGGGGUAGCUGGUACUGGGAGGUGAACGUGUCUGUGGAUGAGGGCCGCUGGAAGGUGGGGCUCUGCGAGGCUCAAAUUGAGAGGAAAGGCCAAAAGGACAACUCUCGCCUGGGCUUCAACUCGUACUCCUGGUGCCUGGCCUGUGACAGAAGGAAGGUGGAAGCUCUGCAUAACAAGGUGGCGGUUCCUGUGGACGCAGACGGGCUGCAGAGGGUAGGCGUGUUCCUCAACUUCGAAGAGGGUGUUUUAUCAUUCUUUAAUGUGACACCAGGGGGCAGUCUAGCUUUAAUGCACUCCUACAAGCACAGGUUUACUGACCCUCUUUUCCCAGCCUUGUCUGUGUCUAAAACACACCUGGCCAUCUGUGAUCUGUUCCAGGUCUAAACAUGGGAACACUGGCAUAUCAGUUCUGCUGAAAAAUCGCAGACCACCUAAAAGCUCUGUGCCUUUUUAAAUGUUAAAACCACUUUAUCACCAUCAUUAAGAAUGUGUCAAUUUGUAAAAUUCUCGGGGAUUUAAAUUGUGUCGUUCACUGUUUAUAAUGCUAUGCUUCUGCAAAAAUCCUUAAAUGUGAUUUUUAUAUCAUAUAUGAUAGUACUGGAAUUGUGCCACACCAGAAAUGCUGAAUGUUGUACUAUAGUUGUCGCAAUACCAACAUUUUAAACUUGGAUAUAAUACUACUUAAAAAAAUUAUACUGCAUAUCUCUUUUAUACCACAGGAAAAAAUUAUCAGUACUUUUGAUACUAUCAAAUGCUGCGAAUAUUUUAUUGAUUUAACUACAUUGUACUGAAAAAUACUGAGCCUUACAUUGCACAACAUUCCAGACAGUGGUAGCAUAUUUUUAUUAUAAGGACUUUGUAAAUUUGAUUUUAGAUUGUCAGUGAACAGAUUGUCAAGGAAAAAGUUCAUUUUGAUCCUAUUUGCAUUUUGAAUACGUGUAAAAAUGUUCCAGAUUUAUUUCAUCUUUCACAUCUCUUUGAUCCUGUGGAAAAUAAUAAAAUGUCAGAGUUUCAAAAGCAAA
Messenger RNA from Scatophagus argus, 2956 nucleotides. Its product is annotated as E3 ubiquitin/ISG15 ligase TRIM25. The transcript is spliced from 7 exons. The record is from RefSeq and is a predicted model, not a curated record. The coding region runs from base 66 to 2318 and encodes 750 amino acids. Gene Ontology annotation, molecular function: zinc ion binding; protein binding. Lineage: Eukaryota; Metazoa; Chordata; Actinopteri; Scatophagidae.